Debaryomyces fabryi is the source of this 4587-nucleotide messenger RNA. RefSeq names its product ubiquitin-binding serine/threonine protein kinase (gene VPS15). The record is from RefSeq and is a predicted model, not a curated record. Gene Ontology annotation, molecular function: protein binding; ATP binding; protein serine/threonine kinase activity. The coding region runs from base 1 to 4587 and encodes 1528 amino acids. NCBI's taxonomy places the organism in Eukaryota, Fungi, Ascomycota, Pichiomycetes, Serinales, Debaryomycetaceae. Gene Ontology annotation, cellular component: phosphatidylinositol 3-kinase complex, class III, type II; late endosome; nucleus-vacuole junction. The transcript has a single exon. Gene Ontology annotation, biological process: autophagy of peroxisome; late endosome to vacuole transport; macroautophagy.
AUGGGCGCUAGGUUGUCAUUAUUGGCACCCUCGGCACCGACAAUAGCUAUUUCUUCGUAUGUGGAUAUUCUAAAUAAUAUCCAAUAUGUCGAAUUAUUAAACAAUUCACGAUUUCUUAAGACCAUUAAAGCAGUUGAUAAUGCAUCUGGAAACUUGAUUGUUAUUAAAAUACUAAUAAAGCCUUCCAACAAUACCUCGAAUUACAACAUAGAUUUACAGCAAUUGAUCGAAUUAUUGGCAAAAGAAUCGUCGUUACUCAAUCGGUUCAAUAAUAUUCUUCCAUGGCACAAAAUUAUAGAAACAGACAGGGCGGGCUAUUUAAUUAGACAGCUGAUAAAAACAAACUUAUAUGAUAGGAUAUCUUUGCGGCCCUUUUUGGAACCAAUUGAAAAGGCAUUUCUUGCGUUCCAAAUCUUGAAAAUAAUAGAUGAUUUGCAUAAUAAAUUGGGCAUACAUCAUGGUGAUUUGAAACUAGAGAAUUGUUUGAUCACGUCGUGGGAUUGGGUAAUGUUGACAGACUUUGCGAGCUACACUAAGCCUACGUAUCUUCCAGAAGAUAAUCCGAAUCAAUUUUCUUUCUAUUUUGAUACGUCAGAUAGAAGACUCUGCUAUAUUGCCCCAGAGAGGUUUUAUAACUCAAAGAGCAAUAUAAAACCAGUUCAAAAUAUUAACGAUUUUGGAAAGUUCAAUGGAAAAGAUCAGCUAACAAAUGAAAUGGAUUUAUUUAGUUUGGGAUGUGUUAUAGCUGAGUUAUAUUUGGACGGAGAGCCUACUUUUACAUUAUCUCAGAUAUUCAAAUACAUGAAAAACGAGUAUAUUCCUGACUUAUCUACUAUAAAUGAUUCAUACAUUAGAGAAAUAAUAACGAACUUGAUUCUGCGUAAUCCUAAGGAUAGAAAAUCAGCUGAUACUAUACUCAACAGCUAUAGAGACAAAUGUUUUCCUAGUUUCUUUUAUGAUUUUCUUUAUGAUUUCAUGUCAGAAUUGAAUAAUAAUGAUUUAUUUGUUGUCCCAAAUGAUAAUGAUAAUUUGACUCCAAGCGAUUUAAAACUUGAGCACAUUUAUAAAAGUUAUGACAAGAUUACCGAUGCUUUGCAGUUUAAUUAUUCUAAUGAAGGCAAUUUAUCGGCUUCACAAGAUUCGAAAUUCGUGCCAUUAAUUCUUAACUUAAAAGGAAUGCCAAGAAACUAUAUAAUUAAGUCAACUGCAACAUUUAUGGAAAAUAAUCACCUGCAGCAAGGCUCUUUGAUUAUCCUUAAUUUGAUUUUCUCGUUGAUGAAAUCAUUCAAGCAGCCUUUUUCAAAAAUCAAAGCGUGUGAACUAAUAAUUGCACUUUCGGAGAGAGUUAAUGAUGAUUGCAAAUUGGACCGUUGUUUGCCAUAUUUAUGUAAUUUAUUGGACGAAUACAUUGACAGUUCCGGUAAUUACCAACCAAAUAAUUUUCAAUCCAAUUUGUCUGAAAACUUUACAUCAUCUUCGGAAGUGGCAUGUAUUGCAUUAACAUCUAUUACUACUUUACUUAUGUCGUGUUCAUAUAUUAACCCGAUUAAUGUAUUGAUGUUUUCAGAGUAUUUGUUACCAAAGUUACACACAUUGAUAGGUAUAUUUCCAAAGAAUGAGGACAAAAAUUUAAUCAAAAUAACGCUAGCUGCAUGUUUGCCGCAUCUUGCAAUAGUUUCAAAGAAGUUCUGGAUGAUGUCAAAGACUUUUAAGAACAGUGUUCUAAAAGACUUGAAAAAUCGUCUCCCUCCGACGCAACUUUUAAACGAUAAUGAAAAUGUAAAUGACUCUUAUAAUUCAUUCAGUAUUCGAAAAGAACAGUUAGACUCUGAUGUUGAGGAUCUUUCCUCCAAACUAUUAACAGACCUUAACCCCAUGGUUAAAAUAAGUUUAGUUAACAAUAUAAUGCCAUUAUGCCAAUUUUUUGGUGUUGAUAAAACUAAUGAUAUAAUAUUACCGCACUUGAUCACAUACUUGAAUGAUUCAAAUUAUGAAUUGAGGCUUGCAUUUUUGUCGUCCAUCUUGGAAAUUGGCCCAUUCGUUGGGGUUUUAUCCUUUGAGCAAUACAUUUUACCCUUAUUAAUCCAAACAUUGGGUGAUCUGGAACAAUUUGUUAUUUUGAAGGUCUUGGAAAUAUUUCAUUAUUUUGUGCAACAUAGGUUGAUUAAUCCAAAAUCUGAAUUCAAUGCAUUGUCAAUCUAUAAGGAGUUGUUGACUAGUUCGAUUAAGUUACUUCUUCUUCCGAAUGAAUGGAUUAGGCAGUCUGUAAUCAGCUUGAUUCUAUCAAUUAGCGAUAACUUACUGGAUGCUGAUAAAUAUUGCUUUCUUUAUCCUCUUGUAAAGGGUUUUUUGGUGUAUGAUGUGAACACAAUAACCUGGAAUACGUUAUAUCCAUCUAUUACAAAGCCAUUAUCGAAACAGAUAUAUAAUUUGGCGAUUACUUGGUCAUCGAAUGCAACUAGCAAGUCAUUGUUUUGGCAAGAGAAGAGCUUCUCGGUAUUUAAUGAUAUAAAAGCACCUGCAAAGAUUUUACCCUAUUCGACUAAUAUGGGGAAAUCUGUUUACAUUCCUAAAUCUAAGAGCGGCUUUCCUUUAGACAGUACGAACUCAAACAUUCCAUUAUCCCCAGAAGAUAAACAGUGGGUAUUAAAAUUAAAAUCCGUGGGACUUAAUGAUAGGGACUUAUGGAAGAUAUUCAUUUUAAGAGAAUAUAUUUUUCAUGCUAGCAAAUCUAAUACUUCAUCUACGUCUAAAGAUGAUUUUGAACUUCCAAAGGACAUUAAUAUUACCCCACGCAAUGUUUUCUUCGAAGUUUGUUAUAAAUCCGAACCUUUUACAUCUGACUCCAAGACCGCAGAAACGAAUUUUGAAUCUGUGCAUACCAUUCCCAGUUCCAAAAAGGAUGUAGAAGCCUCACGAGGUUUAAAUUCGCUUAUCUUGCCAAAUUUUGGUAAGGUAAAAGUUUCAUUGCAGACUGUCCAAGCAAAUGUUUUUGGAGAAUUAGAGACUAGCCAUGAUUCUUCUUUUAAUGUUAGUACUAGCCAUCAUCAUCAUCAUAUUCAUUCCACUAAUAAUUCGAAUUCUACUCAUAAAGUUUUUAGUGUUAAUAACCAAAAAAUCAUCACUGCAAAUAUGAAGCAUAGUUAUACUGGUUAUAACCCAUAUAUGUUAAACUAUUUGCAUAAUGUCGAGUUUGAACCUACCUUGGAUAGUUUUUCAGAAUUCGGGAAUAUUAUAAAAUUUUCGAAACCAUCCACGUCAGACAAUAAUAUUUGGAAACCACAGGGAAUAUGCGUAGCACAUAUUAAUACAAAUAAUACUGAUGGGGAUAUUAAUGGAGUAAAUUGUAUAUCUGUUGGUCCAACUUCAGAGUUUUUCAUAACUGGCUCUGAAGAUGGCACAAUGAAAGUUUGGGAUACUCUGAAGCUAGAAAAGAGUAUUACAGUUAAACGUGAAAGUCUCUCUUUGAAGCUAGAAUCUUCAAUUGUUGAUAUUAAAUUUAUUCCGAAUAGGUUUGUGUUUCUGGUUAUAACCACUGAUGGAAAGCUAAGGUUGUUUAGAAUUGAUGUUUCAAGAGGGAAGAAUAAAAGGAUUACCAAAUAUACAAGACUUUCAUUGAUCAGAAAUUAUAGCUUGAAUAUUAUCGAGGAUGGGUAUUUAACAAGUGUCGAAUAUUGUAUUUCUCUGCUGCAUGCAUGGAUUAUUGGUACUACGUCUAAUUCUAAAAUUAUAGGAUUUGAAAUUAUCAAGAUGGAAGUUGAAUUUAAUUUGCAAAAUCCUGUAAUACUUGGCGUAAUUACAUCAUUCAUAAUAGACCAUAAGAAAGCAUGGUUACUAGUGAGUACAGAUAAAGGUAACAUAUGUUUAUGGGACCUAAGGUUUAGAACAUUAGUAAAGUCUUGGAAAUUAAAUACAAAUAAUGAAUAUGAUAAAUUGUCUCCGAUAAAAAAAUUAAUUUUGAUGCCAAACGACUUUAAUUUAGAUGCAAGACUGGAGAACACAUCUUACUUUGCAAUGAUAGGUGGUACCAACGAAUCAGAUAUAUCUCUAUGGGAUGUUCCCAGUUUCGAAUGCCGUGAAACAUUUAGCUCAAAUGCCAUUAACCCAAAAGUCAAGUUAUUUUCAUUAGAUGAGAUCCAAGCUACUAAAGAGCCAGAAAUUGAUGCCAUUUUAUCGGACUUAGAUAUAGAUUUCGACACUGAUAAUAAUAAAGAUAAGAGUAUGACUGCAUUGCUGACGUUCAAAAACAAAGCAAACAACUACUUUGCAUGUGCAACUUGGGAUAAGCGGAUUAUUCUUUGGAAUAUUUUUGAUACAGCAGAGUCUGUUUCUCUCAAUAGCAAGUAUGCCACAUCUUUCAAUAAAUCUAGAGUUAAUCUGGCACUUCAGUUGAAUUACGAAAGAAUAAGCACAGAUAAAGGUCCUGCUCAACCGAGUGAUGCAAUUACAUUGAGUAGUAUUGCUAGCCAGCAGUUUGACUCUGUUAGGAUACAUCAGGAUAUUAUAAAUGAUAUAGGGGUAAUCACUAGACCAUUUGAAAUGAUAAUAUCUGCAGAUAGGAAUGGAUUUGUUAACUUAUAUAAGUGA